Molecule: messenger RNA, 7664 nt
Organism: Chara braunii
Lineage: Eukaryota; Viridiplantae; Streptophyta; Charophyceae; Charales; Characeae
Source: the annotation of a GenBank genome assembly
CGUAAGCAGUGCCACGUCAGCAGUGCCACAACAGCAGCAGGGCCACGUCAGCAGUACCUCAUCAGCCGACACCGUACAGCUAACUGCAGCUUAUGCUCCGAUGCAGCCAACGCAUCGCAGCACGUGAAGGGCAGGCAGCCGCAGAGGAACAGCAGCUACCCCUGGCCCACCCCUCUGCAAUGGACGCCCAGGGCAAACCCACGGUGGACAAUGCCGCAUCCGGCAGUCCACGCGAGGCGUGCAGCUCGAACCCCCUUGUCCCACAGGUCCAGCAGGUGGGUUCCACUGCGUCACCUGUGGGAGCCCUUGAUGCUGCGCCAGUCCGGCAGCAAGGAGAGACCAUGAUGACCUUCCUGGCCCGCCUGGGCACCUACAUGCAACAAGUACGAGAAGAACAGCAACGCGAGGCGGCAGCCGAAACGGCAGGCCUCAAUGCCAUUGCACGCGACGCGGAGCAACGGCGCCGGCAGCUCGCUGAAGCAGCUGCCAACCAUAACAAAGCUCGAAAAGAUGCCGCAUCUGUCCUCGUGCAGCAGGAAGCCGCUCAUACCGCCGCACUCCAAGCAUGGAAUGUUGAUCCGGCGGAGACGACGGAACCAACUGCGGAGGAGCAUACCAAGUCAGCCCUCGCCAACAUGCUGCACCAAGUCGUCCUCACUUGUAAUUGGCAACAAGUGGAGCUGGCUCGGCAGACACAUACCAUUGCUGAGUAUGAGGAGACUCUCAAGAGCCUCCAUGCCCGCCUUGACGCGUUGGAGAAGGGGAUGACGUGCCGCACAGGCACACAGCAUCGUCAAGCAUUGAUCCAUCGUUCCGCGAGCUGGAAGAACGAAUGGAUCGCCUAGCAUAGAAGAUGUCUGUCCACGACAAAGCUCAGGAAACUGAGCUCCGCGGGAAGUGAGGCGACUCCACUUCCUAGUCCACCGGACACGGUUGCCUUGCUAGCAACCUCCUCCACAUCCGGGGAACAUGCGUAUGUCGCCAGUUUUCACGAAGGUUAUGAAGACUAUGCUGUCCAGCUGGUCCCGCUGUUGGACGAACCUCUCCACGUGCAUGAGUCAUAUGCGUGUGCGACUUCAUCACCAUCGCCAAGUGAACCAGCAUCCUCGCUGACACUAUUCGGGGACUCGUCGAUAUGGUCUAGGCUUGAGGAGCUCGACCCAUUGACGUCGGAGGACUUCCAAUUGCUGCCUCUUCCCCCAUAUGGUUCCUUGCCGAAGCCGCAUUGCAACGCGCUAAUGGCGGAACUAUGCACCUACUUGCACGAUGCAGUACCAGCUCCGUUGAUGGAAGACGGGGUAGCGGUUGUUGACCUUCGCGAGUACAUUGCGAAGAUUGACCGCGAGUACGCCACGCAACGGUACGACAACAUCGACGCACCGUUACUCUACGUCCGCAUUCAGAUCGGGAAGGCGACGUGCAGCGCCUUGUUUGAUUGUGGAUCUACUCGCAACUACAUCAGCCAAGACUUCACGACGCGUGCCGGCCUUGGGCCGCGCGUUCGAAGGAAAUCGCAGCCCACGCAAGUCACAUUGGCUGACGGUCACACGCACAAUUCCAUUGACCGGUGCGUUGACUCCGUCCCUGUGUACUUUGCCCCGCAUGCACGCGAGGCCGUGCCCUUUGACAUAUUGGACACACAGUUCGACAUGAUUUUGGGCAUGUCAUGGCUGCGCAGCGAUGACCACCCGGUGAACUUCUACCACCGCACCGUUCACGUUCAUGACCGAAAUGGGGUACUUGUGCCAUGUACGGUCCCCCCACCUCACUCUUCGAUUGGUUGUCAUUUGGUCCCCGCGGCAAGCAUUCGCAACUCCAUCGCACGGAACGACGUGGAGGAAAUGGGCAUUUGUUUCUUGCACGCCCUCCCUCCUCCCGAUGAGCCAGCGGCGGAACAGCCACCGGAUCCACGCAUUGUACAACUUAUUGACUCCUAUGGCGACGUCUUUGAAGUCCCCACUGGAAUCGUACCGAAUCGGCCAAUUCGUCACGAGAUCAUCCUCGGAGAUGGGGCCGUACCUCCGCGCGGAUGUAUUUACCGCAUGAGCGAGAAGGAACUCGAAGUGCUUCGAACACAACUCAAUGACCUCAUUGACAAGGGCUCUGCUCGCCCUGCGGUGCACCCGUUCUCUUCGUUCGGAAGAAGAACAAGGAGCUGCGCUUAUGCAUUGACUAUUGUAAGCUUAAUGCUCAAAUGCCGGCCCGCUCCCAUGCAUCGACGAUCUUCUCGAACGCAUGGGCAGCGCCAAGUAUUUCUCCAAGUUGGACCUCAAGGCUGGUUACCACCAGCUCGAGAUCCAUCCAAGAUAUCGAUACAAAACCGCAUUCAAGACACGGUACGGGCACUUCGAGUGGGUCGUAAUGCCAUUCGGCCUCACGAAUGCCCGACCACCUUCCAGGCGGCAAUGACAACGGAGUUUCGCGACAUCUUGGACCGGUUCGUGCUCAUCUACCUCGAUGACAUCUUGGUAUAUAGCCGGAAUUUGGACGAGCACAUCGUGCAUCUAUGCGCUGUUCUGGACAGGCUACGUACGGCCAAGUACAAGGCCAACCGAGCCAAGUGCGAAUUCGCGCAGCAAGAGCUCGAGUACUUGGGCCACUUUGUGACGCCGCAAGGUAUCUGUCCGCUCGCGGACAAGAUCAAGGCCAUUCAAGAUUGGCCGGAACCAACCAACACCACGGAAGUUCGAUCUUUUAUGGGAUUGGCCGGGUACUACGAACGCUUGAUCGGAGGAUACGCAUGGAUCGUCGUGCCCUUGUCAAGAUUGCAGUCUCCAAAGGUGCCCUUCCAGUUCACCGACGAAGUCCGCAGUUUGUUCCACAAAUUGAAGACGACAUUGCUCCUCGCUCCCGUCUUGAGUAUCUACGAUCCCACCUUGCCUACGAGAGUGACUACGGACGCUUUCGGCUAUGGCAUGGGUGCAGUUUUGGAACAGCACGACGGAGUAGACUGGCAUCCGGUUGAGUACUUCAGCCAAAAGGUGCCUCCCAUCAACUCGGUUGAUGAUGCGCGGAAGGAGUUGCUUGCCCACGACGUUCCGGAAGACAUGGUCAGCGACCGCGACACUCGUUUUAUGUCGGCAUUUUGGACCUCCCUCAUGAAAGAGUCCGGCACCGAGAUGAAACCAAGUUCGGCUCGGCAUCCACAAACCGACGGGCAGACGGAGCGGGCAUAUCAAACCGCUCAAGUAAUGCUUCGCACACUCAUCCGUACGGAUAGGAAGGAUUGGGUGGACCGCCUCCUCAACAUCGAAUUCGCCUACAACACUUCGUUGCACCUGGCGAUCGGCGUGACUCCAUUCGAGUUGCACCACGGUGGCAGGAAAGGCCGUAUCUUCGCUGAUCUUCCAUUUCCAAGGACUGCCGACAUUGACACCGCCUGUUCUCCCGUCUCCGUUCGGAAGUAUAGGGACUUGCUGGCUAAAGCCCGCGCCAACAUGCAAAAGGCUCAAGUCCGCAUGCAACAGCAAGCUAACAGGCAUUGUGUGCCAUGCCCUAUCCACGCCGGCGACCUUGUUUGGGUCUCCACGGAGGAGUUUGCGCUUGAACAAGACGUAUCCCGCAAGCUACUUACGAAGUGGUUUGGACCAUGGCCCGUCACAGCAGCCGCGGGCGAUGAGCCCGAUGAUCCCUCAUUUGUGAUAGAAAUCCCGCCGCAUCUCACGGUGCACCCGGUUUUCCACGCGUCCAAGCUGGCCACAUAUUCGCCAGCCAAGAGUGACGACUUCCCGGGCCGACGAUUGCAGGACCCUCCUUCCAUGGAUGGUCAUCAGGAAGUCGACCGCGUCAUCACGCAUCGCAAGCACGGCAACAAGCCAAUGCAGUACAAGGUCACAUUCAAGUGGUGUGACCGCGAUGACACACGAUGGAUUUCCCGGGCAGCUUUGCAAGCCUCCGCACCAGAUAUCUACGCUGAUUAUGAGAAAAAACGGCUAGCCACGGAAGCUGCAGAGCCUCCCACCCGGACUUCAAUGCUACGAGGAAGGCGGCAUCCCGCGGUUUCGAUCUAUCGGAGGAAAUCUGGGGUCGUCAUGCCUCCUGUGGGUAUAUGCCCAAUGAUCAUGCAGGCACAGAACCGUGCGAACUUGACAGCUGUUCAAGUCACUUGCCGAGUCAUUGGAAACGAGCCGCCUCCGCUUGCGGAAGCUUUCAAUUUAUCCUAUCCAGAUAAGUUCAUGGCACGGGUUCGUGCGACGACUGUGGACCGAACAUAUGCGUAUAGACGUGAGCAGGACAGCGGUUGCCGUGUUGCUGUCAGGUUGUCGGAGCGGCUGGAUACGCUGUGCUUUGUUUUCCACCCCAAUGGAAUGACAUACGAUCCCUCCGAUACAGUCGAUUCCACUGGGACUGUCCCGGAGUUGCUGUGGGAAUCAAGAAUGAAAUCCCUGGAGGUGAGUCUAAGCUACUCUGUUUUGAACCCUGACGUAGUCGUUAACGGCCAAGGGGGGGGUCCAGUACGCCCAGAAGCACGCAAGGUACUGGCUUGGGUUGGCAAUUACGAGGGCGACGAUAAGGAUUUACUGCCUUCAGUGGAAACACGCUCGCAGGGCAGUGCAACUACCCUGGCAACGGAUUUGCGAACGUAUAACGUGUUGGCGGAUGAACCAGGCGGAUCACUAGCGAACGGUACAGUGCGGCUUAGCAGCACGCCCUCACCAAGCGGCUUCAUGGAGACGUACAAUGUUCUGGGGAACAGGUUCUUUGGGACUGGAUCAAGCGUCGAGCUGGUCCUGAAGCUGGAGGAGAGGAGGAGGUUGAAUGGGAAAGGAUCUGGCCAGAUCUCCAGGGUGGAGCUUCUACCAUCAUAUAUUGCAAAUGAUGAUGCGAAGGACAUCACUAGGGGUACAUCAAACACGUGGCCUAAUGGAGACAGUGUGAGUAUACGCACCUGGCUGGAUCCGGACGGCAUCCUUGUUAUAGAGGAAAAGGACCCAUUUAACGUAACGAUCCUCCUUGCACAGGUGUUCUCCGGGUGGGGCUUUGUCACAUUUGUCUUUCUGUCUCUUUUCCACAAGCAGAAACAUGGAGGGGAUGUUGAGAAUGAUGUGGAAAGUGGUCGCGUCUGGCUGGGCCGCUCAAAGAAGCCAGGCGGUCGUCAGAUAGGAAUGUCAAGGGGUCUUCCUGAGGAUAUGUCACCCCCUCCACCACACGUUAUGGGGGUCCGUUCCACAGAUUUCCCCCCCCCCUACCAGCAUGUUAGUGUCUCAGGGGUUCAAGUAUGUGGCAGCCAUCCGGGCAUCGGGUAUCCUACUCCCGGCAGAAAUGUUGUCACCCAAGAGCCAGCAGUUCAUCCCCUUGAGGCCGACCACCGACCAGACGGUCAUUCAAAGUUCGAGUUUGUUGGCGGUACUUUCGCGCCUCGUCUAAUGGCCCUGGAUUCGAAGGAUGCCGCAGCUGGGAGUGGGGCGGGGGGGGGUCAGGAAGUGUUGACUGGGGUGAGAAGGGUCGUCUUUGAAAGCCCCGACUUUGGAGGGCACAAGGUCCCAACGAUAAGACUGAGGGAUCUUCGGCCUCUUACCGCCUCCGUGCCAAGAAUGCCGGAGAGUCGCACCCCUGUCUACACUCCGAGAUACACCCUGCGGAGGAAAUCAAGGAAAGGUGGCGAUGUUGAAGCAAAAGUGUCGCCAAGCCGGAGCAGAGAGGAGAGCGGCCCAAAGUCAGACAAAGAGGGCACGCCAAAGUCAGACAGAGAUGACACGCUGAACAGAGUCAGUACCCCGAAGUCGGACAGAGUUGAACCGCCAGAAGGGGCUGAGUCACCAAGGGUUACGGACCCGACUGCAGCUCAUGCCAGUGGGCAAGUGAGCCCGACCUUGGACACAUCCCCCUCACCCAUCAGGAGGAGGAUGUCCUCCUAAGGAUGAGCAGUUUGCACCUUUGAGCGGGGGACUGAGAAUUAUAGCGGAGAAGGGUGGCCGCUGGUCAAUGCAAUCGAUCCAUGGUAUGGCUGAUUGUCACUUAUAUCUUCCAUACUCAGGUUGUUACUUUGAUAUGGGAUGUCCUUAUGUUCGCUCUGCUAUACACCCCCUUAAGCAUAGAAGGGGCACAUACAGUAGUUCCCUUGUGUCAUGUAUACUAUAUACAACUACCCACUCCCCUUUCUACUGUCAAGGGACACGGGGCUCACAUCUCCUGACAAGUUCUGAAGCUUUUCACAUUCCUCUGUUCACCUGCCAACGUACCUCCGUGUGUGUGUGUGUGUGUGUGUGUGUGUGUGUGUGUGUGUGUGGGGGUGUGCGUGCGCUUGUAUAUGCAUGUGUGUGUGUGUGUGUGUGUGUGUGUGUGUGCGUGUGUGUGUGUGUGUGUGUGUGUGUGUGUGUGUGUGUGUGUGUGUGUGCAGGUCUUGCAGGCUGCCUGGGGGAAGGGUGUGGGGUAGGAGACAGGGGGUGAAUGACUGUCUUGACGCCAGCUUUGGCUGGAUUUAGUCUCGCGAGUUUUCAGAUGCAGACGCACGGAAACACCUCGCUGAGCCUUUUUGGUAGGGGGAGACAAUGCUGAACCUGGAGGGGGAUGUCUGCUAGAAUGUGUGCGUGCCUUCAGUAUACAGUGUAAUCGAACGGACGUUCGUGCUGUGACUACACACUAUGCUGUACUCAGCACAGUAGCUGCCACGGAAAUGACAGGUCAGGUCAGGUCAGGUCAGGUCAGGGGGGUACUUUACAACAUAGGGACAGCUUUGGCUGGAUUUAGGCUCGCGAGUUUUCAGAUGCAGACACACGGAAACACCUCGCUGAGCCUUUUUGGUAUGGGGAGACGAUGCUGAACCUGGAGGGGGAUGUCUGCUAGAAUGUGAGCGUGUCUGCAGUAUACGGUGUAAUCGAACAGACGUUCGUGUUGUGACUACGCACUAUGCUGUACUCAGCACAGUAGCUGCCACAGAGAUGACAGGUCAGGUCAGGAGGGUACUUUGCAACAUAGGGAGCAGGGGGUUCUGUGCGGGCUGUGCUUUCUUCGGUUGUACCAUGAGUUGAGUUUUUGGUGUUUCUGUGGGUAUGUGGUGUAUAUCGUCAAACAGAAAUUUGUUGUGAUAUAUUAGGUGUCCUAUGUUCAUCACGUGACUGUGCGUUACGAAAUACUUGGGUACUUCAGUGGCAUGGGAAGAAACUAUAGGCUAGUUCAGGAUGAUGCUUAACAGCACGGGAAGAGGGGUCGUGCGGUUUUUCGUUGCACCAUGAGCUCACUUUUUUGGGUAAUUUACAAAAUUUCUGCCUUCCGGCGUGCUUUGCAUUUCUCUGGUAGUCGUGCCUUUCCUGGUACUUCGAAUUUGUUGAAGAGCUUCAGAGAGUUCUGCAGUCAAAGGCAUCCUGGUAUUGUUUUCAGGUUUUGCAGGGUGGCGGAGAGGGAGAGGUGGAUGAACGGCGAUUGGUUGCCAGUCGUCCAUGGCCGGAAUCCGUCGGAUAGAUAUGGUGAGACAAAGGAGGUAAGCGGUUGCUGUAUUCCAUGUAGGGGACUGGUGAUUUCAAAAGUUUCAAUAAAGUCGUCGUUGGCGGCAGUGUGUCAUAGCUUGCGUUUCGCCAACAGGUAAACGAGCAACUGGAUUGGUUUUGAUCACCCCUGCCUCAAAAUAUUGAAAAUAGAGGUAGGAGGAAAGGAGUUUCUGUAUUUCAUGUUGGUGACUGUGACUGGUGAUUAAAAAAAAAAAACAGUAAAGACACAUCAUUGGC